Messenger RNA from Nerophis ophidion (straightnose pipefish), 2083 nucleotides. Its product is annotated as zinc finger protein OZF-like. Gene Ontology annotation, molecular function: DNA-binding transcription factor activity, RNA polymerase II-specific; RNA polymerase II cis-regulatory region sequence-specific DNA binding. Gene Ontology annotation, cellular component: nucleus. Lineage: Eukaryota; Metazoa; Chordata; Actinopteri; Syngnathiformes; Syngnathidae. The record is from RefSeq and is a predicted model, not a curated record. The transcript is spliced from 4 exons. Bases 122 to 1642 code for a protein of 506 amino acids. Gene Ontology annotation, biological process: central nervous system development; regulation of transcription by RNA polymerase II.
UGAAGCUUUACUAUGGAACAGAGCGGUCAAGCGAACAUGGUUCCCUACCACAUGUCAAACGGCAGGUUUCGGCAGCUGUGGACUCUCUUGCCUCCUCCGACCAGCCUCCCCUGAGCGUGGGAUGCUUCCACCGAAGAGGAGGGGAAAAAAGCUCAACCUGGCCCUAACGGCUGCCUUCGCUUCGCCUCGCCGAGAAACGUGGCUUCCCUCAGAGACACUGGCGGUCACCACAGCCGUGGCCACACCCCUCCGACUUUCAGACUUCCAGCAGCUGAUUGGUCGUCAAGAGGAACGUGCUCCUCUGUCGGAGGGGGGGCGAUCCACUGUGACGCAACAGCAUCCACAGACCCUGCACAUUAAAGCGGAAGAGGAGGAACUAUGGAUCACCCGGGAGGGGGAGUGUCCUCUAGGGCCGGAGGAAACCGAUCUCACCAAGUUGCAACUAAAUGUUGGCUCUGUGAAGACUGAAGAUGAUGGAGACAAACCACCUGAGUCCUUUCAGCUUCAUCACAGUCCAAAUGUCCACAAGCUGAUUGGUCAUCAAGAAGUAUGUUCCCUUCAGCCGCUAGGUGGAAGUGCCAUUUUUAAGCGUGAGGAUCCACAGCCCCCUCACUCUAAAGCGGAAGAGGAUGAACUCUGGAUCACUCAGAAUGAAGAAAGUAUUUUAGGACCACCGACUGUUGUCUCUGUGAAGGCUGAAGACCAUGAAGACGAAGCACAAGCGGACAACCUCUUCGCACUACUCUCAGACAGUGAAGACACAACGUCAAACUCUUCCGAAGAUGAAGAACAGGACAACGCCGAAGAACCAUUGAGCAGCGAUACAGGCUAUGAAGGUGAUAUGAGGACUCACACGGACAUCAAAAACUCCAAAAGUGCUAAAAAGAGGACCUGCUUCACCUGCCCAGUUUGUGGCGAAUUGUUUUCUUAUAAGAAUGAUUUGUCUCAACACAUGAGAACCCAUCCGGAAGAAAAACUUUUUAGUUGCUCAAUAUGUCGUAAAAGAUUCUCUCGGAAGUCAGUCCUUACAACACAUAGAAAAACCCACUUGGCAGUAAAACCUUUUAAUUGUUCAGUUUGUGGCAAAGGAUUCACUCAAAAGGCAGUAAUGAUAUCGCACAAAAGAACACACACAGGAGAAAAACCCUUCAAAUGCUCCGUUUGCGGUAAAAGAUUCUCUCGCCGUUCGGGUGUGGUGUCGCACAUGAGGACACACACGGGAGAAAAACCUUUUAUUUGCUCCGUUUGCGGCGACAGUUUUUCUCGAAAGCGCAACGUCACUCAACACAUGAGAACGCACACCGGAGAACGACCUUUUAGUUGUUCAGUUUGUGGGAAAAAAUUCACUCAAAAGUCCAACAUGGUCGCUCACAUGAGAAUACACACGGGAGAAAAACCUUUUCUUUGCUCACUUUGCGACGAGCGUUUUGUUGAUAAGGUGACAUUGAUUGCCCACAAAAGAGUACACACGGGUGAAAAACCAUUUAAUUGCUCAGUUUGUGGUAAAAGUUAUUCCUAUAGGAGAGAUCUGACAGCGCAUGUGCGGACACACACAGGAGAAAGAACGUUGAGUUGUACAGUUUGUGGCAAAAGUUAUUUUUAUAAGAGGAGUCUGACAGCACACAUGCAGACACACCACUGAAAAUAAACUUUGACUUAUUCAUUUUGUGCUAAGAAAAAUGUUAAAUCACAAGAGUAUUGCCCCACACGAGAAGUGUUGACAUCAGAUUCCCUCAUAGGUUCCAGGCAUGUGUGCCGAUACAAUCAGGAGCCAUUUUAAAAUUGUUGUUUUUUUUUAAAUGAAGUAGAAUGACUUAUUUGGGAAGAUUUUAUGAAUGAAAAAAAACAUACAUACAAACUACACAUGCUGUUUAUGUUAUGCCUUCUGUCCUCUUCAUUUUUUAUUUAUUGUUUUUAAUAUGUUGUGACUAUAUUGUAUUUGAUGUCAUUUUUAUACUAUUUGUCUGUCUCUACUCCACAUGUACAGGCAUUUUUUGUGUACACUCUUUGCAACAAAGAAUGUAUGCAACCUCUUAAAUGGAAGUUCAAAUGGGACAAAAUUAAAUAAAUAUUUAAACAAUUA